Molecule: messenger RNA, 4263 nt
Organism: Ceratitis capitata (Mediterranean fruit fly)
Lineage: Eukaryota; Metazoa; Arthropoda; Insecta; Diptera; Tephritidae
Product: homeotic protein female sterile
Exons: 8
Coding region: 1179-3095 (638 amino acids)
Biological process (GO): regulation of transcription by RNA polymerase II
Cellular component (GO): nucleus
Molecular function (GO): RNA polymerase II cis-regulatory region sequence-specific DNA binding; DNA-binding transcription factor activity, RNA polymerase II-specific
Source: RefSeq, a predicted model, not a curated record
CGUUACCUGCUGCCUGCUGCCUGCUGCCUGCUGCCAGCUGCCUACUUUGGUGGCUAUGAUGAGCCUGAGCUAGUGCUAAGGCCGGCAUUUGAUCAUAUCGCGUUCGCUUUGACGAAUUGACGUACGGAUAGUUUGGUUGAAAAGUUUAGCGGAAAAUUGCAACGCGGAAAACAAACAUUUUGCUUGACAAAUAUAACUAAGUGCCGUCGCUAAAACAUAAGUGUAACUGUAAUGAUCGGCCGAAGGUGUGAAAAUUUUAUAAAACGUGUAGUGCAGUAGUGCAAUAAAAAAAAAAACGAAAAAAAAAUUGAAUAAGUUUUUCGAAAAAGUGUUAAAAUACUGAAACAGCAAAUGGACAACGCUUAAAAUAUUGCUAUUCAAUGCUUGAGAAGAUAAGAAAUUGAAAAUUUAGAGCAUUUAAGUGAGCAUCAAGUGAAAAUUUAAAAACAUAUCGUGAAAUGAAAGAAUUCAAAUAAAACUAAAUUAAAACUAUUUAACAAACGCAAAACUGAAAGUGAUCAACCAAUGCAGGAACAUCGCAAACGACACCAUUUAGAGAAUUGAAUGCAACUUGUACUUGCAUAUCAUCCAACUCUUUAAGUUAUGGAUCGUAUUUGAAAGACGAAAAAAGUUUCUUUCUAUGUUUUGUUUUAUACUGAGUGUUAAAGACAUUGAAAACGGAAUUUUCACUCAUAUACAUACAUACGUACAUACAAAGGCAGACUAACACAAAACCUCAAAUCGAAUCGGAGAACAUACAUACAAUCAAUGAAUCAUUCACAUUUUCCAUAUAGGACCACAAACUAGAACAAAAAAGCAUUUCGGAGUGUAAAGAGCACAAAAAAAAAAAUUGUUAAAAGUAAAAGAAUUCGAAGUGCUAGUGAAAGUGCACAAUAUACUAGCGCCCAAAAACAUACCUUGAAAAAUGCGCGAAUAUCGUAGACACAUACGCAACCUCAAUUUCAGUCUACAACUACUGGUGCGUGCGCGUCCCAUUUGUGCGCCGACUUGUGCACAACAGCAAAAAAAAGAUAAAUCAAUUAAUAUAAAUUAAAAGAUUAUAGAUUUCAAUAGUAAAUAAUUCGUGCGGUGAUUUAAACAUUUUCAAUUUGCUGAAUUGAACUCAAAUCCACGCGAAUUUCUCACCGACGCCGUCGGUGACGAGAACAACUAUCAAGAUGUCGGCGCAAACGAGCACUUGCAACGGCUUCUUUCAGGAGCAUGCAAAUAGUGCGUUAAAUCAAUAUUUCCAGCAGUUGAAUUCGAAUGCAGCUGCAGCAGCGGUUGCUGGCAUGAGCAGUAGCAAUAACAGCGAUAGUAGCGCCAAUGAGGGAGGCAGCGGCAGCGUGACUGGGUCGUCGAUGGAGGGUAAUCGGAGCAGUGUUAGCAGCAUUGAUUCAACGAAGUCGGUAAAUAGCAAUGGCAGUAGUGGCAAUGCUGCAACACAAUGGAAUAGCAUGCAACAACAUCAGGCGCAGCAGCAACAAGCGCAACAACAACAAGCGCAACAUCAACAGCACCAUCAUCAUCAGCAGCAACAACAACAGCAAGUACAGCAGCAGCAUAUGCAGCAGCAUCAGCAACAUAACUCACAUCAGCAGCAGCAGCAGCAGCAACAAAAUCAUAAUCAUAAUCAACACCAGCAACAGCAGCACCAACAACAGCAACAGCAAUCCCAGCAACAGCAGUCUCAUCACCAACAACAUCAUCAACAGCAACAGCAACAGCACACACACCAACAACAACAGCAACACCAGCAACAGCCACAACACCAACAACAGCAUCAGCAUUCAUCAGCCGCCGCUGCCGCCGCAGCACACAACCAACUCUCCGCACUAAGCCAAACACUCUCACAAAAUUUAGCCGCCGCAGCUGCCGCAUCCAAUGCCUCAACCAACACUAAUCCACACUCCAUCUUCGGUACUGGUAAUUUCCAUUACAAAACCAACAACUCGUGGACAAUACCCACUCUGUCUUGCUAUCAGCGUCUCUACAAUGAGAAUCAGCAACAUUAUCAUCGACAAUUCGGCAACAGCAACGGUAAUGGUGGCAGUGGCGCAAGUGGUGGUGGCUCCAAUGGCGGCGCAGGCUCAGGUGCUGGCGGUAAUUCAUCCGAUCCGCAAACACUUUCAGCACAAGCGUCUGUCGGUGGUGGUGGUGGUGGUGGCAAUAGCCUUGGUAGCUGUAAUGCAAAUUCGGCGGCAGCAGCAACGGCGGCUUCCGUACAACAUGUUGCCAAUGCAGUGGCGGCGGCUGUGAUGGCCAAUGAGCAACAUCAAAGUCAUUUAAAUAGUUUGAAGGCGCGUUUCCAGACGUCAGGUAAUGCAGGCAGGAAAUCUCCAUUUUUGGGGUUCAUUUGCAAAACAAACGGCAAAUCCUCAUCGAAUAAUAAAGAUGUUAUCUGCGGCGAUGAUAAAUACAAAGAGGAAGGUGAUCUCUGGAAUGUGGAGGCCCAAACCGCAUUUCUCGGACCAAAUUUGUGGGAUAAAACUCUGCCGUACGAUGCCGAUCUUAAGGUAACACAAUAUGCAGAUUUGGAUGAAUUUUUAUCGGAAAACAAUAUACCUGAUGGCUUGCCUGGCACCCAUUUGGGACACUCAAGUGGUUUGGGGCAUCGAUCAGAUUCAUUGGGUCAUGCAGCUGGACUGGGACUGGGUCUCGGUCAUAUAACGACGAAACGUGAACGUUCCCCAUCGCCAUCGGAUUGUAUAAGUCCGGAAACAUUGAAUCCACCAUCGCCGGCCGAGUCAAUAUUUGACAUUUCAGCUUUCUCCUUUGCGUCAUCGGGGCGAGAUUUCGAUCCGCGCACCAGAGCAUUCUCCGAUGAAGAGCUAAAACCGCAACCGAUGAUUAAAAAAUCACGCAAACAAUUUGUGCCCGACGAACUGAAGGAUGAUAAAUAUUGGGCACGUCGUCGGAAGAAUAACAUUGCCGCUAAGCGAUCACGUGAUGCGCGCCGCCAGAAGGAAAACCAAAUAGCGAUGCGUGCUAGAUAUUUGGAAAAGGAAAAUUCGACACUACAUCAAGAAGUGGAACAGUUGAAACAGGAAAAUAUGGAUUUGCGUGCGCGUCUCUCAAAAUUCCAAGAUGUGUAAUGUUAAGCAGUACCACCACCCUAAUAUUUACAUAUAUACAUAUACAUAUAUAUAUAUAUAAUAAUAUGUAUGAAACAUACAUCCAAAUAUAAAUAUACAUAUAUGCGUAUAGAAAUGUGUAUAUAGACCUCCAAGAGAAAUAAAAUAAAAAACAAAUGCAACAACAACAACUACAAACACAACCACCAAUCUUCAAUGCAACCAACCGGGCAACCAAUAUACAUAUGUACAUACAUAUAUGUACACAUAAUAUAAAUACAAAAUAAUAAUUAUUAGAUAAAUGCUAUUUAACAACAAGAACAACCACAACAACAGCAGCAGCAGCAGGAACAGCUAUCAUCGACUGUCAAAGGGCAUAUUAGCAUGUUCUAUGUACUCGCUCACACACCCCUCACACAUACACAUAUAUAUAAUUCAAACAAUUGGACACACAUACAUACAUACACACAUAUAUACAUAUAUACAUAGAUAUAUGGCGAACCAGUGCAUGUGCAAACUUAAAUAUACAUACAUAUAUAGAAGAACAAAGUUUAUUAAAUGCAGCUUAUUAUUAGAGCAAAAAGAAGCAGUAAAUAAGCAUACACACAUACAUGCAUGCAUGCAAAUAAAAGUUUUUAAGUUCAAUUAAAAAUCGGUAGAAAAAUACAUAAAUGUAUAACUUAACAGAAACUGAGUAAAAUUAGAAUAUAUAGUACAUAUAUCUAUAUAAAUGACAACUACAACAACAAUAACAAACUCCCUCAAAAGCUACAGCAACAAAAAAAAUGAAAAUAUGUGUACAUAAGACAAAGCAAAUAGAAGCAUAUUUAUUAAAAUUAAAUAUACACACAUUCUUACAUACAUACACCUAAGUACAUGCAUACAAUAUGUACAACUGCAAAAUAGAAAUCGUGCAAAAACUCCUAAAUUAACCGUUAAUAAUAAAAACAAUUAAAAACAACUAAAGUAAAUAAGUCAUUUAUCAAGCAACAGAGAAGAAGAAGAGUAAUAAGAAGAGGAAGUGGGGAAAAGAAGAAGAGGAGUCAAAGAACUUUAAACAACUAACAGGUAGCAAAGGCGCAUUGGCUGGUGGUGGAGGAGGCACGCAAAUUAAGCAACAUACAUAUACACACAUCCACUAAGUUGAAAUAGUUAGCCCACAACAACAACAGCAACAACAAACGAGAAA